UUGAUCCCUUUUCUUUCUUUCUGAUCGCCUGCAGCCCCCUCCCUUUUCAUCUUCCUGGCCGUGUACUACCAACAUCACCAGUGUGCUGCUUGGUUAUCCAUUCGUCGGCUUCAUUUCGCCUCUUAACGGUCUGGAAGCGGGACUUUGCUCUUCCGCGACCGUGCUUUAUCGCCGAAGAUGUUGAAACCUUUCCAGAUCAGAGAUCUUCAUGGAUCUCCAUCACAUACCUCUGCAGCAGAGUCCCUGACGUCUUCCCUGCCCUUGCCAAGUGAACUGGCAUCGCCUAGGUCUCGUCGGGGCAUCGUGCAGCUGUCUGCUUCCGAGUACGACAAUCUAGCAUCGAAUCAUCCCCGGGCACGGCUAACUUACGUUGACGACGAUGAUGGCGAGCUUAUCACAGUUGGAUCAUCUCUUGAACUCUCUCAACGCCUCGAUGAACCCGUUGACCCUGCAACCGACCCUGUCCCGAUACCGCAAGCUGCCAUCCCUGAACCGAUGCACCUUUUCGAUAUUCGACGGUCAAAUUCGAUAACUGAAUUGUGGAAGAAGUUUGAAUUCAAGCAGGAAGUGAAGGCCUCUCAGGAUGCGGAUAAUGUCCAGGCCGGGUCAACAUCUGCGGAUGUCCCAGCUGCCAGCGCCCCAGCAGAGGUGCAAUCAGGGGCGGAGCAUGAGCAUGUCGAACCUACCAGUAAUGAUGAGACGGCGCCUCUCUUGGCCGCUUUCGAGGCCGAAUUGGCCAAGAUCCUGGAUGCUUCCAGGGCUGUGAAUGAUGGCAACCCAUCGGAAGGACCUUCAAUCUCCGCCCAGGGGGCCACGGGGACCGAAUCCUCUAGGCCUCCAAACCCCACCGAUGCGUUUACGCAUGCGAUACAGAAUCUGCUCAACGGGGCUGAAAUGCUCAGUUCUGGGGUGAGGUCAAGUAUCCCCGAGAUUGAGCGGCAUAUGCAGAAUGCCCAAAGGGCCCUUCCUGAAAAUGUUGGGGCCUCGGUACAAGGUGCUCUCACGGCUCUGGAAGCCCAGAUGAGGCAGCUGACCACCUCGAUCAAUAACUCGACGGUUGCUGGUAUACCGACAGGGAAUAUCCUUCGAGGUGAGCUUCCCACAGCCGCCGACACCGUGGACAGUCUGCGCGCAAUGGCAUCGGAACUUGGCAAUGUAGGACAUACCUUGUUCGAGGCGUUCGAGUCGGAGUUUGGGUGCAAUCGAACUAGCGGUCAGCCCCAGGCUUCCCCUGAGGAGCAUCACGGUGUGCUCCACCCCGACCACGUGGAAACCCCCAGACCGUCUGACGCCGUCCCGGCUAAUGAUGCAACCCCCGCUUCAAGAGACCAACCGUCUCAAAAUCAAGACUUGGGGAGGGACAAGACUGAGCCCAAAGUGAAAGAACGAACGAAAGAUUCUGGCUUCGAAGACAGCUCAGAUCAACCUUGGGAGGCUAGCAGUUCCGGUCAACCAGGCGGCCGUGGCCAGCCAAACUCACACCCUUUCCAACCUCCUCAUCGGGGAUAUCACGGUGGUUUCUCCCACCGAAACUGUCGUCCUCCCCCACCACCACCUCCGUUUCCGCAUUCUCAUCCCUAUCACCCUCACCCCCCUCAUCCUUUCUUCGGCCCACCACCUCACCACUUCCCUCCACCACCCCCAGGUCCACCUGGUCAAUGGCCGAUACCCGAGGGUUUCAACCAUUUAGCCCGGGCACAGACCUUCCCUGCUGGGCCUCCAUAUACACCUCAUUAUCCACAUAUCCCCUCUCCCUCGCAUCUAACGCAUACCCAUGCACACCCACAUGCACACCGGCGUCGGCACAGGGGUUGGGGCCCAUCCCCAUUUCACCAGCAUACUCAUCACGAAACACGUGGAAUACCCAGGAAUGAUGUAGUGUCGGCUGAACGAGAUGGCGCUGCGGCCUCUGAGGCACAGCUCGCCACGGACACAUCAUUGUUCAUCGGAAAUGUGGGAUUCAAUGUCAGUGAGAAGAUGAUUCGCGACGUUUUCGCCUCUAGGGGAUUCUUGGUGGAUGUUCAUCUGCCCCUGGACGUCGGGACCGACAAGCACGCUGGGUUUGGCUACCUGUCUUUCCCGUCCGUCCCUGCAGCAAAGGCGGCCUUGGAAGCACUGCAGGGCACACAUAUCGACGGACACGCAAUCAAUUUGGAAUUCAGUGACCAGAGCCCAAUUGCGAGGCUGCGUUCUGAGGAAUCCCGACUCCAAGCUGAAUUGAGCGGACCAGUGCCUGCUGUUAGUGACCAUAAAUCAAGGCCAUCUGAGCUUCAAGGCUCAACAGCCACGCUCGCCGGGUCAGAGAAGGCCUCCUCGAAAGAAAGUGCCGAAGAAAAUGGGUCUACAUCGCCAAGUGGUAAACGUUCCGUGCCGCUAACCGUAGCGGACCUAUGUUCCAACGAGAACCGCAACCUGGGCAACGCAAUAUCUGCCGCAAACGGCCCGGAAGGGUCGUCCCUGGAGGAUUCUGAACGGCUCAAUUCACUCUACCCGUCUCUCCAGCCUGAAAGUGUCCUAGGACCGGCACCCCCGGAGCCCAAUUCCGCGUUUGACCCUAUUCCCGAUCUCACCCGUGAGUUGGAGGAAUGUCGCUUUCCUCCAGUAUCGCAGCGUGAAGCACACUUCCUAGCUGAGCAGAAUCCAGAAGCGGAGUCAUCUCCUGCACAGGCAAGAUCUCAAGGCAAAGCACCCGAGGGUAACACCGAGGGGCAGAGUGCGAGCAGUGAUGCUAUGCUGCAGGGACUCCCCGGUACGUUCCCGUACGAAGGCCGCGAGGGCUCGUCAGCACAGCCGGAACGAUUCUCAGAAAAUCGUCAGUUGUAUGACAUGCCUGACGAGGGAGCUUUCGGGCCUCGCCGUCACGUUCGACGCUCAAAGACCCAGCGGUCACCCCGUUCUUCUUGGGGAGAUUCUGGUCUUUCUGGAUACUUGGGAAGGGACAGCCCGCGCAGCAUGUCCGGCUGGAGACCGGAAGGCCGCCACCGUCACCGCGGAGGACGUCGCAACAGCUUCGAGAGCCCGUUGUCCGAGACCCAAAAUGUUCAUCCGGAUGCGAGACAACGCAGCAUUGACGAGUGCGUGUCCACCCUGGUUAGCUUGGGAUAUGGUGGGGCAAGCGACGGCGGACAUCAGAGAAUCGCGGUGUAUGCUGCGGCUGCGGAUGGCAAGGUGGGGGAUGCGAUUGAGAUGAUUGAGGAAGAACGAAAGGCCUACGAACAACAGGGAACGACGAUGUGAUGACAACCUUGCUAGUAAUACUUUUGCAACUCGAUAUGACCUAAUUUCGUUGUGUUCUGGCGGG
Aspergillus ibericus CBS 121593 is the source of this 3301-nucleotide messenger RNA. Its product is annotated as RNA recognition motif domain-containing protein. Gene Ontology annotation, biological process: mRNA processing. The transcript has 2 exons. Gene Ontology annotation, molecular function: RNA binding. Lineage: Eukaryota; Fungi; Ascomycota; Eurotiomycetes; Eurotiales; Aspergillaceae. Gene Ontology annotation, cellular component: nucleus. The coding region runs from base 178 to 3237 and encodes 1019 amino acids. The record is from RefSeq and is a predicted model, not a curated record.